This is a messenger RNA of Triticum aestivum (bread wheat), 2065 nucleotides long. RefSeq names its product probable serine/threonine-protein kinase PBL16. NCBI's taxonomy places the organism in Eukaryota, Viridiplantae, Streptophyta, Magnoliopsida, Poales, Poaceae. The transcript has 6 exons. Gene Ontology annotation, biological process: protein phosphorylation. The record is from RefSeq and is a predicted model, not a curated record. Bases 485 to 1657 code for a protein of 390 amino acids. Gene Ontology annotation, molecular function: ATP binding; protein kinase activity.
ACACUCCAACUCGAGUGCGCCCCGCUCCGCCUCAUCGCUCCAUUUUCCACCACACUUUUCUUCUCCCCGACACAUCAUCGAAAAUGAAAAAUCCCCCGGAAAUACUUCGUGAAGGAGGGGGGGACAUGAUAAAUCCAGGGGAGGGGAGGGGAAAUCUUCCAUGCCCUUCUUAGAUGAGAUGGCGUUGGUGUAAAGGAUGGAUGAAAGCGAAACCGCCUGCCGGAAUUGAACUGCUCAGUAGUAUCUUUCUUCUUUUUCCCCCCUUUUGAUUGAAACGUGCGAUAAAUAGAGAUGGGGAUGUGCUCCACUUGAGGCCUUCCUCUGAGGUUCCUCAUUCUGCGUAGCUUUCAGGGGAUAGAAAUCUGCACCUUCUCUCCCCUUGCUUGUUCCUUGUCUGGCCUGGUUUCAGAAGAAGAUUAGGUUUCUUGUUCUUGGUGAGACAUAGUGAGAGGUUCAUCUUGUUCCUUGGGAAUUUUGUGUUGUCAUGGGUAACUGCUGGUUUAAAGGGAGUCCGUACUUCAACAGGGUUUCUUCCAAUGCAACAAAGUCAGAAUCUCCAAAAUUGCAGAGCCCGUCAGAGAGAACCGAGAAGGACGAUAGCCUGCUUCCGUCCAACCCACAUGAGGUGGAGGCGCUGCGCAACGAUUCGGCUCGGAAGAAUCCUCUGAUAGCAUUCACGUUCGAGGAGCUCAAGAGAAUCACCAAGAACUUCAGGCAGGACUCUGUGCUAGGGGGAGGUGGCUUUGGCAGGGUCUACAAAGGGUGCGUCACCAAUGAUCUUCGCGAGGGGUUAGCAAUUGAGGAGCCGCUGCGAGUUGCGGUCAAGGUCCAUGAUGGAGACAACAGCUUCCAAGGCCACAGGGAGUGGCUGGCUGAGGUCAUUUUCCUUGGGCAGCUCUCACACCCAAAUCUUGUGAAGUUGGUCGGUUAUUGUUGCGAAGACGAUCACCGGGUUCUCGUUUACGAGUUGAUGCCCCUAGGGAGUGUGGAAUCGCAUCUGUUUUCGAGGGUAAUGCUGCCACUGCCAUGGUCCACCAGAAUGAAGAUCGCACUGGGUGCUGCAAGGGGUCUUGCCUUCCUGCACGAAGCUGAGAAGCCUGUCAUUUACAGGGACUUCAAGACAUCCAACAUAUUGCUCGACGAGGAGUACAACGCAAAGCUCUCUGACUUCGGGCUGGCGAAGGAUGGGCCGGUCGGCGACAAGUCGCACGUCUCGACCCGCAUCAUGGGCACCUACGGCUACGCCGCCCCGGAGUACAUCAUGACAGGGCACCUGACGGCGAUGAGCGACGUGUACAGCUACGGGGUGGUGCUGCUGGAGCUGCUGACGGGGCGCAAGUCGCUGGACAGGUCGAGGCCGGUGAGGGAGCAGACGCUGACGGACUGGGCCUUCCCGCUGCUGGCGCAUAGGAAGAAGGUGCUGGGUAUCGUCGACCCCAGGCUCGCCGCUGAUGACUACCCCGUCAAGGCCGUGCACAAGACGGCCAUGCUCGCCUACCACUGCCUCAGUCGCAACCCCAAGGCCAGGCCGCUCAUGCGCGACAUCGUCGCCACCCUCGAGCCCCUGCAGCAGCAGCCGCAGCCGCAGCCGGAGCUGGUGGUGGAGGUGAGCCCGGCCAACGACUCCGGUGGCGGCGACGGCGUGGGUGUUCGGUGAUCAGACAUAUGUAUGCUGACGUGUACGUUCUUUUCUGCAUAUACUGAUGCUUGUGCGAAUUGUAUUGUAGCAGCUACACAGCUAGUGACAGUGCUCUCUUGGUCUGCACACUAUGCAAAGGGUCUUUCUCUCUCUGCUUCCCACGAAUUCUUCGGGAAUUUCACAACUUGCAGAAUCGAGAGACUCUCGCGGAUCAAAAUGGGCCUAAGAAUUUAGAGACAGAGAAAUAUAAUACUUCCUCUGUAAAUUAAUAUUAGUGGCCUAAAACGUCUUAUAUUAGUUUACGGAUACUGAAAGAGUACAUUACAGGAUUUUCUAUCUUUAUUAGCAAAAGGGUCCAUGCGUUGUAACCGGAAAAAAAACUCAUAAUCUCCAAUGGCAAUGACCACAUUUUAUUGCACCGAGAUA